Molecule: messenger RNA, 2263 nt
Organism: Sus scrofa (pig)
Lineage: Eukaryota; Metazoa; Chordata; Mammalia; Artiodactyla; Suidae
Gene: BMERB1
Product: bMERB domain containing 1
Biological process (GO): negative regulation of microtubule depolymerization
Cellular component (GO): microtubule cytoskeleton
Source: RefSeq, a predicted model, not a curated record
CGUUCUGCAGCCAGCGUCCUUCCCCUCCGAGGUACCAGUCCGCGCUCUCCAGCCCCGGCGGCGGCGGAAGAGAUGGAGCCGCGUCACGAGCGCCCGGCCCCUUAAAACGCUGCUGGCUGGAGCCGCCUCCCUGCCUGCAGCCCGCGGCGGGGAUGGAGUAGAGGGAGACCCGUUGACCUGCUCGCGGGGAUCAGCGAUGGAGUUAAAGCAAUCUUUGUCCAUCCAUCUGGAAGCUGAGAAGCCUUUGAGGCGCUAUGGAGCGGUGGAGGAGACGGCGUGGAAAGCGGAGGGACUGGGGAGAAAUCAUCUGGACAUCAUUUCCAUGGCCGAGACAACCAUGAUGCCAGAGGAGAUCGAGCUGGAGAUGGCGAAAAUCCAGCGUCUCCGGGAAGUCUUGGUCCGACGGGAGUCUGAGCUCAGGUUUAUGAUGGAUGACAUCCAGCUCUGCAACGAUAUCAUGGACUUGAAGCAGGAGCUGCAGAAUUUGGUCGCCAUCCCAGAAAAAGACAAAACCAAGUUGCAGAAGCAGAGAGAGGACGAGCUAAUCCAGAAGAUCCACAAACUGGUACAGAAGAGAGAUUUCCUGGUGGAUGAUGCAGAGGUUGAGCGGUUAAGGGAACAAGAAGAAGACAAGGAAAUGGCUGAUUUUCUGAGAAUCAAGUUAAAACCUCUAGAUAAAGUAACCAAAUCUCCAGCCAGCUCCCGAGCAGAGAAGAAAGCAGAGCCCCCACCCAGCAAGCCCACGGUGGCCAAGACGGGGCUGGCGCUCAUCAAAGAUUGCUGCGGGGCCACCCAGUGCAAUAUCAUGUAGCCCCCACGUGGGGUGCCCCCAGGGCCCCCCCUCCCACCCUCUUGUCUUCAUAGCCCCCAUUUCACUGGGGCCAAGAGCUCUCCGAGGCAGAAGGGAUUGAAGGCAAGCCCGUGACAGCCGCCAGGGGCCGUGGGUGCGGCGGGCGGGCCCAGCCGCCCUGUACAGAGUGUAGCAAUAGGGAGUCCCUCACCGACGCAUGGCCCUCCCCAGAGCAUGCCGAACCCAGGAGUCUGUCUCACUGUUUAUCCAACCGCCAGGAAAGGUCCUCGCUGUACACAAAGUGUAUCUCCACUCCUCUCUAGCUGUAUCUAACCCGCCGUGCAAAUGAGCUGGCCGAGGGCAUGAUCCCCAGGUGUGUGUGGUCGUGACUUUUCAACAACCUAGCACCAUGUUGGACACAUCCUCAUCCACCCUCCUAGCUCUGCUGUCAGGCUGCCCCAAACGGCUCCGUCCCCCAUCUGUCCUCUUCUGGGGGCUGUGCCCUGCAGGGCCCCAUCCAACCCGUGUGUCUUCGGAGACGCAGAGGGCCCAUCUGUGUAACGACUGAGCUGGUGUGUGGUGUCACGGUCAGGUCUCCUGCUUCCUCUCCUCCUGUGUCUGGGCACAGCUCACAUCAGGAGUGUGUCCUUUUACCCAUGGCCCUUCCUUCCCUUGCACCAUCUGUCCCGGGUGCGUGGAGCAGAGCGGCAAUGGGGCCCCGGGGUUGGAGCACACCCAGGGCUUGGAAGUCGUAGCAGAGAGCUGGGGCUCCAACACCGAGGUGAGGGCAGAGGAGAAGGGACCCAGAGCGGAUGUGGACCUGGGCCCUCUCCACUCACCGGGGGAAUGACAGACGGACGGAUGGACUGCCGGCAGGAUGCCACUCACCAGCCUAACACACAGACCUCGCCAACAACAGUGGCAGGCGGGAGAGGUGGCCUGACCCAACCAUGUCCCCUCAUUCAGUGGUGUAUUUCAACCAGCCUAACAAUUCCAACCUGUGUAACUUGAUGUACAUUUGCUACAGCCAGCCGGGCACAGCCCGUGUACCUCUCUGUACGUGUGUGUGUGUUGUGACCGGCCUAAGUAGUUAGCAUAACUCAAGAUUUGCUGAAAUGCAAUCCUCCAUCGGAGAAAAUAAAAAUGGAAACCGCGUACACAGCAUUUUUAAAGUUUUUACUUUUUUCCUUGACAAAAGAAGUAAUCCAUGUACAUAGUGAAUCAUUUAAAAAAUGUAGAACGUAUAAAGAAGUUCUUUUUUUAACUCCCAUGAUUCCUCCAACUAGAGACCACUCUGACAUUUGGCGUAUUUCCUUGCUGUCUUUUUUUUUAUGCUUUUUUUUUUUUUUUCAUGAUUGGCAUCCUUUGUACCAUUUGAUAACAGCUUUCUUUCUCCACUUGGCAUCCUCUCACUAUCGUUCUGCCACGUCAUUAAAAGCUCUUUGUAAACAUUAAACACUCUUCAUAAAUAUU